AUGUCCAUUCAAGGCUCUCCUGUUGUUCUAUCAAGGUAUGAUUCAAGUGGUCAAUAUUUAGCAUGCGUCACUGUUGAAUUGGAUAAACAGCGUGUUUCUGUUGAAUCAAUAGGUGAUUCAAAUUAUAGUUUCGACAAUCAAUCAUUUUUAUACUUUGAUGACUCCAAUUUAGGUGUCUCCAGUUUGAAAUGGAGCUAUCUUGCAUCUACCGAAACGUCAUGUGUGUUGAUUGGUUUAACAAAUGGUGAGAUUUGGAUAUAUUCUCCAUUAUCAAAUGAAGUUAUCUAUAAGUUAUCAACAAACAACUCUUUUGAAAUUAAGGAUAUCGAUGUUUUAGAUGAGAAACUAUUCUGUGUUGACAGUAAGGACUAUAUAUAUGAGUUUUCUCUAUCUGAAUUUAAGAUGAUUCAACAUUUUCAAAUCGAAUCAUGUAUUGCAUUGAAUAAGAUCACUAUUUUGCCAACAAACCCAAACCAUAUUUUGGUUGCUUCGCAUUCAAUUUUCUUGGUAGAUAUUACAUCCAAGGAGGUACAGCUUACAAUCCCAGGACAUAUGUCUCCAGUUAGCAUUUUAAAGGUAUUAAACAGUGAAUUUAUUCUUUCAACUGCGCGGGAUGAUAGAUUCAUGAAUAUUUAUGAUAUAACUUCCGGUCUAACCAAAACAGUAUUAGUUGCCCAAUCUGACAUCGUGGGUUUUUCAAAUACAAGUGAAAAUGCAAUUGCUAUCAUUACAGAAGAUGGUAAGAUUGAAAUUUUUGAAGAUCCUUUAGUUUCAACAACUACAACUAAGAGAAGAGGUAAUAAAUCGAAACACGCUUCCAAAACUAUAGAAUUUAAAUCGGAAAAGGAUCAAAUCAUUCCAGCAUUGAACUUAUUUAUCAGUGGUGACAUACUAAAUGUCACUUGGUUACAGAAUGCUACUAUUAGAAAUUUUACACAAUUAAAAUGGAAAGAACUAGAUAAUAGUUACACCCACACAGUUGAACUUAAUCAUGGUAAAAAAAAUAAUUCGAAAGAUCAUUCUUUAUAUGGUCAAGAUCUGGCCGCUGCCAAAACAUAUGCAGAAGGUAACGCUAGAGUCAGUUCUGGCGACAAUUUUAAGCAUGUUAUGGAUGUGAUAAAACACAUCGAGCAAGAAGAGGAACAAAGAGAGAGAGAAGGAGAAGAAGAAAGUUCGGAAACAUUAGCUGAUAAAUUAGAAGCUGCAUCAAUUUCUCGUUUAAAAAAUAAAAAAAUGAAAGACUCAAAAUCAGGCAUUGCAACUGGUACGUUUACUGUCAUCUUAUCACAAGCAUUGCAAGCAAAUGAUCAUUCCCUAUUAGAAACUGUAUUAAAUAACCGUGAUGAAAGAGUUACCAAAGACACAAUUUUGAGACUAAAGCCAACUUUAGCAGUUGUACUUCUGGAAAGAUUGGCUGAGAGAAUUGCUAGACAAACACAUCGUCAAGGUCCAUUGAGUAUAUGGGUUAAAUGGUGUUUAAUCAUUCACGGUGGUUAUUUAGUAACUGUGCCAAACUUAAUAUCUACGCUUUCAUCUCUGCAUUCAACAUUAAAGAGACGUUCUGAUUUAUUACCAAGACUUCUAGCAUUAGAGACAAGAUUGGAUUAUGUUCUAGAUACAAUUGAGGUUGAGCAAAGCGAUAUCGUAGAAGAAUUUGAAUAUGAAAAUGAACAGUUGCUUGAACUUGAAGAUGGAGAAGAAGAGGAAUACGUCGAAUAUAACGAAGAAUUAGAUGACGCUGGAUUGAUCGAUGAUGAGGAAGAAAGUUACGAAAGUGAAUCGGAUGAAGAUAUGUCUGAAGAGGACGAUGGAGCUGAACAAGGUAAUAAGAAGAAAUUAACUCCAGAAGAGGACAUCGAUGACGAGGAAGAUGAAGAAGCCGGAUACAGUGACGAGGAGAUGUAA
This is a messenger RNA of Tetrapisispora phaffii CBS 4417, 1905 nucleotides long. RefSeq names its product Utp5p (gene UTP5). Bases 1 to 1905 code for a protein of 634 amino acids. The record is from RefSeq and is a predicted model, not a curated record. Gene Ontology annotation, cellular component: nucleolus. The transcript has a single exon. Gene Ontology annotation, molecular function: protein binding. Gene Ontology annotation, biological process: maturation of SSU-rRNA from tricistronic rRNA transcript (SSU-rRNA, 5.8S rRNA, LSU-rRNA). Lineage: Eukaryota; Fungi; Ascomycota; Saccharomycetes; Saccharomycetales; Saccharomycetaceae.